Molecule: messenger RNA, 153 nt
Organism: Plasmopara halstedii
Lineage: Eukaryota; Oomycota; Peronosporomycetes; Peronosporales; Peronosporaceae
Exons: 2
Coding region: 1-153 (50 amino acids)
Source: RefSeq, a predicted model, not a curated record
AUGUGCGAGCACAAGAUCCCUUUUAAUGGCGGCAGCAGUCAAUCUACUGUGGCUGGAUCGUUGUGUGAUCUGCUCGAAGACCAUUUUUACAUCAGUGGCAAAAAAAAAGCUGCCCACAUUGCUGGAUUGAGAAUUUAUGCGAAUUUGUUGUAG